Messenger RNA from Wyeomyia smithii (pitcher-plant mosquito), 875 nucleotides. It is a transcript of the gene pirk, whose product is annotated as eukaryotic translation initiation factor 2-alpha kinase PK4. NCBI's taxonomy places the organism in Eukaryota, Metazoa, Arthropoda, Insecta, Diptera, Culicidae. The record is from RefSeq and is a predicted model, not a curated record. The coding region runs from base 205 to 522 and encodes 105 amino acids. The transcript has a single exon.
UGCGGUACAAUCAUUCGCAAAGUGAUAAUCGAAAAAAAAGAGCGCCACGCGUGAGAGAGGGCCACCUGUCUCCUGAAUUGAAGCGGCUCUCGCUGCUGGUAUAUACAGCGUCACUUGCUGCGUUGGAACUGCUAUUAGCGAAUAAACCGCGAAUCAAGUCGGACGUGAGUAGAAAGUCACCACUGUGGGUGAAAGUGCGCAAAAAUGGUCGUACCAAUUCCAGAAACGAAGGACGUGUAUGGAAACAAAAAGAGGAUACGGAUCGAAAACAAUCAGAACAAUCUGCAAAUCAUCGGAAAUCAAAACCGGAUACUAGUGAGAGCUAACGAAGGCACGCUGAAUGUGAUCGGUAAUCUGAACAACGUGAAGAUUAUGUGUAAUCGUGGAAAAAUCAACUACAUCGGCAACGAAGGAUCAAUCUAUCUGAGUGAUCAGAGCAAAUCGAUGAAGGUGAACUAUACGGGAAACAAUGCCAAAAUCAGGAUCUGCGACCACGAGCAACUGUCGGAUCGAUUCCGGUAGGGUCGGCCGGAUUCACUGCGUGUUCCAAACAAAAACGUAGAAGACUGUAGUGAUCAACAAUGCGCAGAAACGAUAGUUCAAGUGAAAAGUAAUAGCACCAAUUACAUGACUUAGAUGGAAUGACUUAGUAAAUUAUUUAUUUAUGGUAGUGAAAAAACUAUACCUGCAUAUGAUUCAUAGCAAGAUACUGCGGACUACUCAGAAGUCUAGUUAAUGAAGUUAUAUUUUACUCUGUUCUGUUCCUGCAAUGCCGAAAAACGGCAAACAUAAAAGACUGAUAUUUAUUUAGAGUAUUUGUUUCCAACGAAUGGGAAGUUUUUUGAACAAAUAAAUGAAAGUAUUAUCUAUUGCCA